ACAGCCUGCAUGGCUCCAUGUUCCUUUUCUUGUCUUUGCCUUGCCACGUCACAUGAGAUUUUUGAGCUGCCCUGUCAGCACUUUUUGUUUAAAUAAAUACUUUUUUUUUGGAGCCUGGAGUCUGCCUGCACCCUGGGUUCUUUCCUACCUGCAAAUUCAUGACAUAAAGUCAAACAACACUCAAGGAUCAGGAACAGAGAAAUGCAGCAACAACAAUGGUCAGGUGACCUGCAACUGUGUACAAAAGGGGAGGAGAGAAGAACAAAUGGAUGGAGAGCAGAGAGAAAGUGGAGGAGGAAAAAGCAGGAUUGUUCCCUCAAAAACGGAAGUCUCUUUUGCUACAAGCUUUUAUUUUCAAUAAAAAUAAAAAGAGGACACUGUGUGACGAGAGCAACAUUGUAACAUUACAUCUGUAUGACUGUAAUGAGAAUUCUCACUUUUGUCUCUUAAAACAGAAAUAAUUACUUUUUCAGGAUUUUUUCUCUCUAAAUCCCUCUGUUAUUUAGUUCCACCUUUGCUAUGGAGAAGACGUAUUCAUUAACUGCCCAUUACGAUGAGUUCCAGGAAGUGAAAUAUGGCGGUCGCUACAGUAGUGACAUCCUCAGCAAUGGGAUGACCCUCCACCUAGGGGGCAGCCUGGAUCGUCAUGUGGGUCGAGGAAAGGAAGGGACCUGGUCAAACAGUCGAAACAGAGAUCUUAGCAGCAACAGCAGUGGCGGUGGCCUUCCUCGCUGGAACAGGAGGGAGAUCUGCCUCCUCUCAGCUCUGGUUUUUGCUGCAGGCGUAUGUGUCAUCCUGGGAAGCAUGUUGGCACUCAAGUACGUUUCUCUAGAUUCCCAGCAGGACCUGCAGUGCAGACAGGACUGCCAACACAAACGCUCCCUUCUGCGGGCAGCUCGCUUCGUUCAGGCCAAUAUUGACCCGACCAUCCAGCCCUGCCAGGACUUCUACUCCUUUGCCUGUGGUGGCUGGUUGAGGCGUCACGGAAUCCCUGAGGACAAACUCAGCUACGGCAUCAUCACGGCUAUAGGAGAACACAACGAGGAAAAACUGCAACGCCUCCUGCAGGAGCCGAUUCGUCGGCACGGGCCCAACUCGGCAGAGCGCAAGGUCAAAGAGUUCUAUCGAUCCUGUGUCAACAUCCAGGAGAUUGACAAACUGGGGUCGAACCCCAUGACAGAGGUGCUAAACAGCUGUGGAGGGUGGGACCUGGCGGGGGCUCCUCCUGGUGCUGCUGGCUGGGAGAGGGAGGGUGCCCCACUGAGGCCAGACUUUAACGAGCUGCUUUACAGGACACAAGGGGUGUACAGCACGGCUGUCUUCUUCUCACUUACUGUCAAUGUGGACGAUAAAAACUCCUCCAGGAACGCCAUCCGGAUUGAUCAGGAAGGGCUGACGCUGCCAGAGAGAAGUCUCUACCUGGGACAGGAUGAGGACAGUAUGAAGAUCCUGGCGGCGUAUAAGGCCCUGAUGGAGCGCUUGCUGAGCAUGCUGGGAGCUCACAACGCCACACAGAAGUCCAAAGAGAUUAUACAGCUAGAGACGCGGCUGGCCAAUAUCACUAUGUCAGAAUAUGAUGACCAAAGAAAAGACAUCAGCACCAUGUAUAACCGCAUCGCCCUCAAGCAGCUGCAGCGCAUUGCUCCUAGUAGUUCUCCAUAACUACAUGCUGUGGCGCAUCGUGGCGGCGCUAAGUGAACACCUGUCCACUGCCUUCAGAAGCACCAUCCAUGAGUUUUCUCGUGAAAUUGACGGCACAGAGCAGCAGCUGGAACUGGGCAGGCUCUGCCUCACUCAGGCCAACAAACACUUUGGCAUGGCCCUGGGGGCGCUGUUUGUCCAGCAACACUUUUCUACUCAAAGCAAAGCCAAGGUACAGGAGCUGGUAGAGGACAUAAAGCAUUCCCUAGAUCUUCGUCUGCAGGAGUUAGACUGGAUGGAUGAGACCACCAAAGAGGCUGCCAGAGCAAAGCUCAAGCACAUGAUGGUAAUGACAGGAUACCCAGACUUCUUGCUCAAAUCUGAGCUCAUUGAUCAAGAGUAUGGGUUUGAUGUGAGUGAGAAGACCUACUUCAAGAACAUCCUCAACAGCAUCAAGUUCAACAUCAAGCUGUCUGUCAAGAAAAUACAUGAAGAAGUGGACAAGACAGCGUGGCUUCUCCCCCCACAGGCCCUUAAUGCCUACUACCUGCCUAACAAGAAUCAAAUGGUCUUCCCUGCCGGCAUCCUUCAGCCCACCCUCUACAAUCCUGAAUUUCCACAAUCUCUAAACUACGGAGGAAUAGGAGCUAUCAUUGGUCAUGAGCUAACACAUGGAUAUGAUGACUGGGUGAUGAAAUGGUUCAUGUCCCUAGGGGGCCAGUACGACCGCCAUGGCAACCUCAAACAGUGGUGGACUGAAGAGUCUUACAGAAAGUUCCAGAGAAAGGCUGAAUGCAUCGUCAAGCUCUACGAUAACUUCACUGUGUAUAACCAGAGGGUGAAUGGCCGUCUGACACUGGGUGAAAACAUAGCAGACAUGGGAGGACUAAAGUUAUCAUACUAUGCAUAUCAGAAAUGGGUGAGGGAAAAUGGUCCAGAGAGACCCCUGCCUGUCCUGAAAUACACUCAUGAACAGCUGCUCUUCAUUGCUUUUGCACAGAACUGGUGUAUGAAGAGAAGAUCUCAGUCCAUCUACCUGCAGCUUCUGACUGACAAACAUGCACCAGAGCACUACAGGGUAAUUGGCAGCGUGUCCCAGUUUGAUGAGUUUGCUCGUGUUUUCCACUGUCCCAAAGGUUCCCCAAUGAACCCCGUGGAUAAAUGCUCUGUUUGGUGACCUCUCUCACUGUGUCCGGCCUGAUGACCCACAGUUUUUAAGCUCUGACUGAAACAGAUCCUUCUUCUCGUACAUUGCAUCAUUCACCACAGCCAACAAAAUGAUAGCGUAUUAACACAUUUCCCUGCAGACAAACAUCAAUUUUAUAACUAAAGGUUACGACCACAGUUUGUGUACAUACAUCAUGUGAUUACAAAUAUUUUUCUAAUUUUAACAUUUAUUUUGAAAUCAUCUAUUUUUCUAUUUAGCAAAUAUCUUAGACAUGCAAAGCUCAUUAGUUUUAUUUAAGAACCAUGUUUUUUUUAUUUCUUUAAAAAACUGCAAAUAAAGGUUCCUCCUUGUA
Molecule: messenger RNA, 3161 nt
Organism: Austrofundulus limnaeus
Lineage: Eukaryota; Metazoa; Chordata; Actinopteri; Cyprinodontiformes; Rivulidae
Gene: ecel1
Product: endothelin converting enzyme-like 1
Biological process (GO): protein processing
Cellular component (GO): plasma membrane
Molecular function (GO): metalloendopeptidase activity
Source: RefSeq, a predicted model, not a curated record